This is a messenger RNA of Racocetra persica, 2346 nucleotides long. Lineage: Eukaryota; Fungi; Glomeromycota; Glomeromycetes; Diversisporales; Gigasporaceae. The record is from the annotation of a GenBank genome assembly.
AUGACAAAUUCUGAUAACGAGUGCUUUUUGGGUGGAAAGGUGACCGAUUUGCAACGCAAAGGCAAACGGAGAUGUAAAAUUCCUGAUCUUCAGAAAUAUGAAAAUAAAGAAAAAUGUAAAUGUACUGAAUACGAUUCUGAAUGUGAUAGUUAUUUGCGUGAAGAUGGUAAAUGCAAAUUUGAAGGAGUAGAUUUAACAGAAAAAAUAAAUAAAAAUUUCAGUGAGACAGAUAAUGAUGAUAUUAUUACAAAAACGAAUAUCUUCGAAUCUCCAAUUACGGAUUACCUUUAUUUUACGAGUACAGACACAAUCCUCAUUCGCGUAAAUAAUCAAGUUUGGAAGAGUACAGAUCAAGGAUCUUCAUGGGCACACAUUGACGGGCUCAACGAUGUUCUUGCAAUGUUCAAAAAUCCUUAUUUUAAUGAUGAUGCAUACUUCAUAAAGCUUUCUAAUACUUUACAUUAUACAACCGAUUCUGCUAAAAGUAUUAAAAAUAUAAGUGUAGACUUGAAGCCCAACAUUCUUGGCAUACCAGUUCUCGAUUUUCAUCCAACAUAUCGUGAUUGGCUUAUUUAUACAGCGAGCGACGGAUGUGAAAGUAAUUGCCACUCAGUUAAAACUGGGUCGCAAAAGUCAUUUUACGAUAAUCCGCUUCAACUUUGGUCAACAAGAGAUUUUGGAGCAAAUAUAAAUAUACUAUUUCGCAAUAUUAUCGGAUUUGCUACAUUUGAAGAUUUUAUGGUGGUUGCUGAGUCACUUCCUAAUCAGAAACUUCAACUUUCGGCAUCUAUGGAUGGAGAAAAUUUUGCAAAAACACAGUAUCCACCUAACAUGAAUGUACAAGAUGCAUAUACGGUUUUAGAAUCUACGACUGGUUCUAUCAUAUUACAUGCAACAACAUCUUCUCGUAAUCUGUGGGGAAAUAUAAUGAAAUCAAAUUAUAAUGGAACUUAUUAUACUCUUUCUCUGAAAAAUGUCAAUCGUGAUGACAGGGGCUUCGUUGAUUUUGAAAAAAUGCAAGGGAUAGAAGGAAUUGCCCUAGCUAAUGUAGUUAGCAACACUAAUGAAAUAAUCAUUGGUGGAUCGGUUAAAAAACUUCAAUCAAGAAUUACAUUUAAUGAUGGUGGCACGUGGCGAAAGUUGACUCCACCCACAAAGGAUUCAGAAGGCGAGCCAUAUAAUAAUUGUAUUGGUUGCACCUUACACCUUCAUAGUUAUACGGAACGGAGAGAUCCCCGAGACACUUUUAGCUCCUCUUCAGCUGUAGGAUUAAUGAUUGGUGUAGGCAAUGUUGGAGAUUAUCUCUCUCCUUACUCGGAUGGCGAUACAUUCUUGACCCGAGAUGGUGGUGUCACAUGGACUGAAGUUAAAAAAGGUGCAUAUAUGUAUGGAUUUGGAGCUCAAGGUUCUAUUCUGGUUUUAGUAGAUGAUGAAGCUCCCACAAAUCAUAUUUUUUAUUCUUUCAAUGAGGGCAAAACUUGGACAAAACAUGAGUUCACAACAGAUAAACCUAUUAAAGUCCAUGACAUCUUAACACAUCCUAACGGUACUAAAAAGGAAUUCCUUUUGCGAGGACGUUAUAAAGGCGAUCAUGAUAGUGAAGUGGUGGUUUAUCUCAACUUUGCUCCCAAGUUGACCGAGAAAUGUAAACUUGAUGAUGAUUUUAACUUAUGGACACCUAAACAUCCGGAACAUACACAUGAAUGUUUGUUCGGCCACACGGCGAGUUAUUACCAGAGGAACCUUAAACGUGAUUGUUAUAUUGAUGAAGACUUUACGCAAUCGAAAAAAAUUGAGAAAAACUGCACAUGCGAUGAAUACGACUUUGAAUGUGACUUCAACUAUGUUCGAGAUAAAAAUAAGAGUUGCACAUUGGUUUCUAAUCACACACCUUUACAACUAACUAUUCAAGAAAUGUGUGCUAAUGGUGCGAAAGUUUGGUACAAUGGAUCCGGCUACCGUAAAAUUCCUAUUUCGACAUGCUCUGGUGGCGAAGAAGCUUACUUAGGCGAACCUCAUUGGUGUCCUAGUGAAGGUUAUUCUGCCACUAAUUUGAUUAUCUUCAUGGUUGUUGUUUUUGGAGCUAUCAUUGCAUGUUGCAUGUUUAGGAAGCGCAAUCGAUACUCAUAUUUAUCUCAAGGACGCAUUCGUCUUGGAGAUCCUAUGACAGAUUCUCAAUCAUUUCUGUCAAAUAUGCUUGAAUCAUUUAUGGACAUUAUUUCACAAAUCCUUUCAAAGAUUUCUUUACCAAGAUCUAGCAGCAGAUAUAGAUAUAGACCCGUAUCUCAAGAUGAUCCUAAUGAUGUUUUGUUAAACGAAUAUGAUGAUGAUAAUCAAGAGUUGUAA